This is a messenger RNA of Prorocentrum cordatum, 2976 nucleotides long. NCBI's taxonomy places the organism in Eukaryota, Dinophyceae, Prorocentrales, Prorocentraceae. The record is from the annotation of a GenBank genome assembly.
UUCGGCCAAGGACCCGAGGACACUCCAAUUCGUGCUUCAAGGCACGGCGGCGGAUCAUGAAAGAAAUUGCCUGGGGGGUGAUCGCCGCGUUGAGCUCCGGGCUUUCUUCACACCGCGCUCUCAUCAUUGCAUGGACCCCUGGGCAGUUUCCACCCCGCCCGCUUCCUACUUGGUGCAUCGUGCGGCGCAGCCGUUGCCGCCGCGAGGGGUCCUGGGCAUGCCCAGCCCUGCCCACUUCCCGCUGGCUUGCCGCGCCCCGCCGGUGCCGCCACGUGAGGCCUCGGGUAUUCCCGUCUACCGUGCUGGGCCCUGAACUUCCUCGGGCGUGCUGUGGGGCCCUGGGCUUUUUUUUGCCCACACUGCGUGGGCGUUCCUGGCUGACUUUGCGCCGCACGCGGCAUUUCUGAUGACAGUUGGGUGCACGCGCUGGCACCAUGGAUUGUUGAAAGGGUCUUCGUCGCUUCAUCCAUCUACAGCGUUCCCCAGGAUCCAUCUCUAGAAUUCGUCUUCGCCUUGCACAUUAUGUUUGAAAUGCUUUUUGUCGCAGCUUUUCUGAGCCAUCGCCCAUCCCUGGCCGCCCCCAGCAUUGCCUUGCCUCCGCGCCGCCCCAGUAUGCAGUGCCUCGGCUCGCGUCCACAUCGCCUCGGCCCCCCGCUGCCCCGCUGCCCAGUUUCAGUCGGUGUACAGUCCUCGAGACAUGCGACGUCAAGGCUUGUUCGAGGCUUCUCCUCCCUCGACUCGCUACGAGAGGAGGUGAAGAGGUUGCAGAGGAGCGAUCCCAACGCGAAGGAGCAGUGGUACAGCUGGUGCGAGCAGUACGGCGAGUCGAAGCGCGACCCCCUCAAGCAUGGGGAGGAGUUCCUGCAGACUUUCCUGUCGUCCUACAGGACGGGCAUGCGGCUCCCGCAGGAGGCGGAGCAGCUCAAGGUCGAAAAUGUGACCAAGGCGCUGCAAAGGCAUCGUGCCACCCUCGAGCAGCAGUUUGCAUUGCCUCGGUUUCAGGCCGACUCUAACCCCGGCGGAGGCGCGCUGGUCCAGGCGCCAGCGCAGGUGUCGAGCCAGCUGCCGUCGCCCACCAAGCGGGGCGCGAGGAUCUCAAAGUCGGCGGCGGUAAAGGGCAGCCCCGCAGAAGAGCAGGGCCAUGCGGGCCGGCGGACGCGGCAGAGGCGAUCUGCAUGGGUCGACGUGGCCAGGGCAGCAGCAGGGGGCUCGGGGCCUGCGCCGAUGGCAGGGGGCGGGCGACAGGAGUUUUACAACUUCCUGUCCACCACCGUCAUUGAGAUCAUGCAGUGCCUCGCCGAGGGUCAGGACGGCAGCGGGAGGGGAUUCCCGAGAUUCGGCUCGGCCUGCCGUGCCGUGGUGCGCGUCGCCGUCGCAGCGGCGGUGCUUGCGCCCACCGUGGGGCCGCGCAAGGGAGUGGCCAUGCAGAAGAUAGUGGCCGCGUUCGAGGGCCUCGGUACCCGGUCGACAUCGACGACGACGACCUCUGAGAGGCCGUGUCUUGUCGAUGCGAAAGGGACUGGGAAACCACAGCCGCUGCGCGGCGACAGCUGGUCCUCCUUCUGCUUCAAGUGCAUGAGUUUCAUAACCAGCAUGUACCCGACCGCGCGAGACCUCCACGAGAGGGCGCAGAGCCACGAGGACGCGAUCCGGGGCAUCGAUGGGGCGAAGAUCGACCCGGACGCAGACCGCGCCCAGGACCAGUUGCACACCGUGCUGGCGCAGCUGGUAGAGGGUGAGUCCGAAGAGAUCGUGCGCAACUGCGAGAGCCAAAAGGUUCUCAACCAGCCAGAGCAGAAGUUGGAGAAACUCAGCAGCGCCAUCGAAGCACGGGCGCAGGAUAUCACCCGGUACCAGCAGAGGGCCAAGAAGACGGUCGACGACGAUAUCAAGACAGCCGUCUUGAUUCCCAUGUGCCCGAACCCACUGAAGCAGCACUUGCAGUUGAACGACGACCGUUUUGACUUCUACGACGACGUCUUGGAUGGGGCCACCCAGUGCGCGGAGACGCGCCGGGCCAGCCAGCUCGACGAGCCAACGCCGAUGGACAUAGGCAGCCUGCAGAAGGGCGCCUGCAAGGGCAAGAACAAAGGCAUGGGCAAGGGCUACUGCGGCAAGUGCUGGGAGGUGGGCCACGUGGCCAAGGGCUGCAAGAGCGGCGAGGGCCGCGACUCCGACAGCAGGCCGCGCGGCGCGCGCGGCAAGCAGGGGCGCGCGAGCAAGGGCUGCCGGCGCGCGAUCACGGGCAAGGCCAGCAAGGGCGCGCCGAGGGGCGACAAGGGCUGCAAGACGAAGAGGGGCGGCAAGAAGGGGCUUCACUGCAUGGGGGCGCCCAGGGACUACGAGGACCAGCCGGGGCCAGAAGUGGGGGGCCUCGAACUCUGCGCGGUGGAGAGGGCCGAGCAGGGCGCCGGGCCGCUCGACGAUAUCUUUUUGGCGGCGCUCGAGAGCCUGGGCAGCGUCUUCAGCGGUGUCGGAGACUCCGCCCCCGAGCCGCUGGCAGACUGCGCGGGCGCACCAGUCAAGAGGGAAGGAUUGGAGGGGUUGGGUCUGUACUCGGCGAAGUAUGACCAGGAUCAUGAGGCGAUAGACGCAGCCGCGGACAGCGCCGCCGCAGCCGCCAUCGCGCCAGAGGAGAUGCGCAGCGACCACCCUAUCGACCCCGACGGGAGCGGCAUCGAGCACAAAGCGGCAGGGGGCCAGACGUCCACCGACAAGGAGGGCAGCUACGCGGGGCACGUCGGCGCGAAGCAAAGGGCCUUUCUGAAUCGCGCCAACAGGAUAUUCCUCGUGAAACUGCGGGCAAAGAGCGCGCCUAAGCAGCAAUGCGCCGAGGCCGCGACGAACCCGAUGGAGAUAGACCGGAUGAUCGCAGCGCUCCAGAAGCAAGAGAGCACCGGGGGCGCGGAGGCAUCCGCGGGGAGCGCGGUCGAGUCGAAAGUCGCUGAACCCAUGGGUUUCUCCCAGCAGGUCUAG